AUGGAAUACAAAGCUUAUUGCUGCAUUGUUAUCGGGUGGCUUCCAGCUUCUAAAGAUUUAUUGCACUCUAACUUCAAGUUAAAAGAUCUUGGUUCUCUUAGAUAUUUUUUAGGUUUUGAAGUUGCUAGAUCAUCCAAGGGCAUUAGUUUGUGCCAACAGAAAUAUGCGUUAGAGUUGAUUGCCACCUCAGGUUUGGCUGCUAUUAAACCAGCCAUGAUACCCCUUGAUCCUCAGCAGAAGUUUACAACAGUGGAGUUUGAUGCUUCAUUUCCUAGUGCACCAGAUCCUACCUUAAAGGAUCCCUCUUCAGUUUAUGCAUCAGCCAAAACAGUCCCAUCUCAUGCAGCUCUCAAAGUGGUCAAAUAUAUCAAAGGGUCUCCUGGUUUAGGCUUCGUUUUUCCAGCAAAUGGUUCUAUCUAUCUUCAAGCUUUUUGUGAUUCUAAUUGGGCUUCUUGCCUUAUGACGCGUAAGUCCAUUACUGGUUUCUGCAUCUUCUUGGGAGUUUCUUUACUGUCAUGGAAAUCUAAGCGUCAAGUUACAGUUUCCAAGUCAUCAUCUGAAGCAGAAUAUCGUGCCAUGGCAUCUACGGUUUGUGAGCUUGAUGGCUUACUCAAUUUUUGA
Messenger RNA from Pistacia vera, 621 nucleotides. RefSeq lists its product as uncharacterized. The coding region runs from base 1 to 621 and encodes 206 amino acids. The transcript has 3 exons. Lineage: Eukaryota; Viridiplantae; Streptophyta; Magnoliopsida; Sapindales; Anacardiaceae. The record is from RefSeq and is a predicted model, not a curated record.